This is a messenger RNA of Mobula hypostoma (lesser devil ray), 3001 nucleotides long. RefSeq names its product plakophilin-2-like. Gene Ontology annotation, molecular function: intermediate filament binding; molecular adaptor activity; protein kinase C binding. Gene Ontology annotation, biological process: cell-cell junction assembly; intermediate filament bundle assembly; protein localization to plasma membrane. The record is from RefSeq and is a predicted model, not a curated record. Lineage: Eukaryota; Metazoa; Chordata; Chondrichthyes; Myliobatiformes; Myliobatidae. Bases 83 to 2620 code for a protein of 845 amino acids. The transcript is spliced from 13 exons. Gene Ontology annotation, cellular component: plasma membrane; nucleus; cytoplasm.
UGACGAAGGUUGGGCUGCGGGAUAUAUCCGGGGCGGGCCAGUCGACCGCACACUCGCCUUUCUUUCCCAGCCCGUACCCGCCAUGGACGCGUCCCCGGGCGGCUUCAUCCGCACCGCGCUAGCCCGGCCGUCGCUCAGUCGCGACUCCAGCCUCGCCGUGCCGCCCGACGAGCACCUACGGCGCGCCGGACUCCAGUCCGCUGACAGGGACCACCGGCUCCGGCAGCAGCUCAGCCUGGUCCUGGCCCGGAGGGAGACCGCGACAGGUAGUCUUCAGCAAGCUCUGCCUGAUUACCAGAAAACUGUGUCGUCUCUUGACCGCUUCACAAUCCCACUGCCAGGCAGCAGCUACAGCUUAUCCAAGCACCAGCAUUCCGUGAGAUAUGGAGCGAAGCCGGGUCAGAGCAGGCAGGCCCUUCAGUUCUCCUCCGAGACGAGGAGGUUCCAGACCCAGGGGCUGCAGAGUCAUGCCACCAGACCUUCCUACAGGAUUGAGGUUGCUGUUGAUGACAGCCCUGUCAUGGUGCGCAAUUGGCUGCGGAGGGGACCCAGCUGUCGCAGUGAGAGGUCCAGAGAGAGAAUCCGGGCACUGAGUUGCCGGCAGCGCAGCCCUUCUGCCGGCUGGGUAAGCAAUGCCAGGCUUUCCUCGGGGCACCUCUCCAGGCGCCGGCGGUCAGAAACCAGCAGCUUUUGCGUUCCACCCCUGAUCCGCAGGUCUCUGUCCCACUCGGCCCAGUGGCAGGUCAGACCGAUGCCCGAAGACCCUUCAAGCCCUGACAGUGUUUUCCUUCAUGAUUUCCCCAUGGAUUGCUUCAUGCGACAGCACUCCAGCGUCAGCCAAACCAAGAGCAGCAGUAUCAGGAGGCACCACAGCAGCUCCCUAGUGCAGCAGCUUCAGGGGGUGUCACUGACUAACGGUGGAGAUUCACAAAGCAGGCCGGAGCCUGUGGUGUGCAAGUACAACUGGAACCAAGUCUCAGUCCAGACCAGCGACGCCACUGCUGACACCGGUGCAGUCACCCAGGAGUUAAUUCUACCGGAGACUUCCGCACUUCAAGCCCAGAGCAUCGGUAGUACCUCGGCCUCUCGAGAAGACCACGAAACACAAGGGACGCAGCCCAGUGUUUCUGCAAGUACCAGUGUCGAUGACAAUGGAGAAUGGACGAUGGAAACGGCUGUUUCUGCUCUGACACACGAAAAGAUGGACUACGUGGUGUAUGGAGCCAAUUUUAUCCAACAUGAUUGCUUCCAGAGACCCGAGGCGAAGAAAGAGUUGUACGAGUUGGAUGGAAUCGAGAAGCUGGUCGCUCUGCUGAACAGUGAGGACGCGGAGGUUCAGAGAGCCGCGUGUGCGGCCAUCCGCAACGGGGUGUUCGAGGAGAACAACAGCAAGAUUGAGGUGAAGAAACAUAAUGGACUGCAGAAGCUGGUGGAGCUACUGGGGCAGAGCAAAGACAUCGAGAUCAAGAAACAAGUCACCGGUUUAAUGUGGAAUCUGUCUUCGAGUGAGGAACUGAAGGAUGAGCUGAUCGAAAAGGCCCUGCACCCACUGACAGCGACCAUCAUCGUCCCAUAUGCUGGCUGGCCUGAUGGCGAUGUUAAAAACAUCGAUACGGAUCCCGAUAUCUUCUACAACACCACCGGCUGCUUGAGGAACCUCAGUUCAUCAAGUCCCGAGGGCAGGAAGCAAAUGCGGGAGUGUGAGGGAUUGAUCGACUCCCUCGUCCUCUAUAUCCAGUCCACCAUCGCCAAUAACCAGGAGGAUGACAAGUCCACAGAGAACUCCACGUGUGUGCUGCACAACCUUGCCUUCCAGCUGGAGCACGAGCUGCCCAGUGCCUACGUGGAGAGCUUGGGCUGGAAGAGUGACUCUUCAGCCCAGCAGAAGUCAGCAGGAUGCUUUGGAGCUCGGAGCUCCAAGCUGAAAGAGGAGGGAUCGGUGAACAGUGCGUGUAUUGAGGAGAAGAGGAAUCCACAGGGAGUGGAGUGGCUUUGGCACAGCCUGGUUGUGAGGAUGUACCUCUCCCUCAUUGCAAGGAGCUCUGGUACGUGUACGCAGGAGGCGUCUCUGGGAGCCCUGCAGAACCUGACGGCCAACAGCGGUGUGAUGGGGUAUACCAUUACCGAGGUUAUCACCACAAAAGAGAAUGGAAUCCAGCACCUCCGACGCACUGCACACUCCAAGGAUUUGGGCGUGCAGAAAGCAACCAUCUCCUUACUACGGAACAUGGCUCGAAACCCCAGGGUCCACGACCAGUUAGUCAAGCUGAUCAUGCCGGACCUGAUCUCAAUCCUGCCCGAAGCAGACGCAAGCCCUGACAUCAAUGACGACACGGCCGCCCUCACCUGCCAGGUGCUUUACAACCUCGUCCAGAAUAACCCCGAGCACGCACGCAGCUUGGCCCAUGACGGGCUGGCGAAGAUCAUUGCCUUGAGCAGACGUGGCCAAAACACACCAAGCAAGGCAGGGAGAUCUGCUUCCAACCUUCUCUACACCUUGUGGUUGUUCCGGGAUCUCCACAGUGUCUACAAGAAGGCUGGUUUCACAAAGUCCGAUUUCAUCAACAGUCACACAACCAAGGUGUACCACACUCUCCGGGAUCAGAGGGUGUCAUUCUGAGGCAGGCGUACUAACCUGGUCCAGGGUGCUCCGGGGAGACUGAUCCAGGAACUAUCCCCAAUAACCUGGAUUUAUCGCUCAGACAGACUCGCCAGCCUGGAAGAUUCUAAACAUCAGAUGCUACCAGUUUUCAUGUUAAUAUGGAUUGAAACAGCAAUGAACGAACUGGACCUACCACACAAAAUGUGAUAUAACUGGAUAUGUUGCCUCAUCCGUGGUCCGUCUCUGUAAGAUUUCAAGAUUGUUUAAUGUCAUUUCCAGAACACAAGUGUAAAGGGGAAUGAAAUAAUUGCUACCCUGGAUCUGAUGUAGCACAAAAAAACUGUAAGAUAAAGAACAAAACAAUAAAAACUGCAAUACCACAUCAGUAUAAAUGUGUAA